This is a messenger RNA of Aedes aegypti (yellow fever mosquito), 5255 nucleotides long. RefSeq lists its product as uncharacterized. Gene Ontology annotation, molecular function: RNA binding; ATP binding; RNA helicase activity. The coding region runs from base 3173 to 4432 and encodes 419 amino acids. The transcript has 2 exons. Lineage: Eukaryota; Metazoa; Arthropoda; Insecta; Diptera; Culicidae. The record is from RefSeq and is a predicted model, not a curated record.
UCCUUAUCUUUUAUUCAAUCAUCAUUCCAUCAUCAUUUCAUCAUCAAUUUAGUAGUGAAAUACGAGCAUCCACCUUCAAUGUGGUAUGCGACCGACCUGGACGUUCCCGUGUCUGGACAUUUUCUGCUUACCUUGGCAGAACGAAAAUGUCCAGCUUAAGUUCCCAGGAAAACGGCACAAUACAUUUUGUAUGUCGCUCCAGGUGCCUACUCUUUUUCUCAUAUGGAAAUAUCAAAAGGAUGCGAUGUCACACCUGUGGCUUAUCGCUAUAAAUAACGAAAUUGUGAAUAAAGAGAAUUCAAUUGCUUUUCAUAACUCGUAAUCGACUAAUUACUAGUUGCUCUUAGUUGGACCGGGUAAGACCGUACUCCGCUAAGAUACCAACUUGGUGAGAAAGUUUCCAUGCGAUUUUAUGAAGAGAAAUAGCCACUACAUGGCGACCGUGACAGCCUAAGUCCAAAUCUAAAUUGGACUUAGUUAAAAUCGUUUAGUGUUAAAAAGUACCUGGCUAUAAUUUGUGAAGUGUAUGUUAAAACAACACGAAAAUUAGUGAAAGUGACAAUUUGGACCGCAAGAAUUCCGUGAAUCGAAAAACAGACCAAUUUAUUGCAAAGAUGGGAAACCAAAAAUCUUCCCCGAGUGCUAAGAACAGUGGUGAUGGUGAUAACAUCAUCAUGAACACACAAGAAAUACAUACGGAAAUGCAUGACGCACAUGAACUAAAGCUGUGGAUUAUUCUGUGCUUAAUCAGUUUACAAGUGUUCUAUACUGCAUUCAAAGUUAUGCAAAAACAUAUUAGGCGCAAAACAAUGAAGAUGGCCAAAUCAACGACAAAUCUUGUUUGAAUGUGCAAGUGAAUAAGAAAAAUUAAAACAAUACUGAAGAACACAACCUAUUAAUGUAAAACGGGCUAGAAAAGUGUACACCAUGCGGAAAAGAAGAAUUAAGUACAAGCCUCUAAACAUCCAGACAGAAGAAACACCAAAAGUCAGUGAAUAUAGUGAGGUGCAAUAUUUUUCACCUGAUAGCAGAUACAUUAAAAUCAAAUCAUUGGUAGUGGAAGUGAGAACCACCACGUCUUAAGGGUCAUGACGGCCUCAGACUAUGCGACGAGUGUGUGUGGAAAAGCGAUUGCAUUCCAAUACGACUUUGUCGGGGUUCGACGGACUUUGUAUGGAUCGAACGUGCAGCUUAAGGUAUCACAGACUGUCUCAAGUAAUUGCCCAACGUACCUAGCAGGGUUAGCCGUGAAGAACGACCGAACGAUUUUUACGGACGGCAUGUUUUGGAUGUCUAGUCGUAAACAAGGCAAUGAGACUGAGUACACGAUUGAGGAUUUGGAAACCAUGCAAGCCAGAAAGUGCAUUUGGCCUAAACAAUACACGGCUGACAGAUGCAAACUGAUUUCCCUUGGCAUGUCACCCCAAUUCGGCUAAUUUCGGGGCCUGUCCCGGGAACACACGUGAAAGUGGAUCCGAAAUGUGAGGGACGAUCAUCGGCGAAUGUGGUUAGACCAGGCGAGCAAGCAAAUUGGUGCUGUAAGAACUGCUCACACCCCAUUCAUUUCCAGGUUGGACCGGCCCUAUACUAUCCAAUGGAGAUUCAGAAAGCUGGAUAGCAACCCAAAGGUGUCUAAAAUGAAGUUGACCGAGACUCCCCUCACGGAUGACCCUGAACCAAGCGUCGAAGAGAGGUUGAGGAUGUGGAGGACGGAGGCGCAUGCCUCGCAGCCGAGUGGAGCGGUUUUCCGCGGCCUCGCGGUGGAGGUGAGGAAGGGCUACCUCGAGGAUCACAUCGUGAACUUCCUAGGUUUAAUGCUGUGUCUCCAGGUGAUUUCAAACGCCCGGCCACGCCAACGGCCAUUGGCCUACUGGGUGUUAUCCUGGUUGGCUUUUGCUGUUUUUGGAUUGCCGUCGGUCUUCUCAUGCGUUGGCUUUGGUUCGUGGUUGGUUCUGUUGCACGCUUCAACGUCGUCGAUCCGCUUGUCCCAGAUGAUGAUUCCUCUGUGGAUGCUACUUCACGUAGGGCGUUGCUCGAUGUUCUUCCUAGGGUAUCUACUGGAACACAAACUGAGGGCAACUGGGAUCGGGUUCAACCCGAUCUUGAGCAACAUGUUAUCAAUCUGUGCCAUAGGAAUCGCAUGGACCUUGUCCAGGCAAUUGAAUCUGUUCUCGUAGUGCUUGGAGAUUGUGAACGUGGUUGUUGUCCUCGGGAUGGGACCACGGCUGUUCCAAAUACUGCCCGAAGUAACCGUCGCGUAUUGUGCGACAACUGGACUCAGUGUGACGGCGGUGAUGGGAAUCGGCUAUGCACUUAUAUUGGUCAUGAAAAAAUACAAGGCGAUCUUCAACGCGAGCGGUUGCAGUGGGACCGGAUUACGCAGCUACAGGGGCAACUCAAUGAUAGCAUUGUUGAUAUCUAUGAGUCUGUUCGCUAUUUGGGCAUCAGAGAAAGCCAAUUGCCAGGUGGCAGCAGCCGUGAUGUCUGUUGCCCUCGUUGUAACAGUGCUCGUUCUUAACAAUCGCAGUCAAGUCCUGAGGGUCUCGUCAUUGAGAGAAAUCCCGACGGACCCCUAAAUUUGCGUGGAAGACAUGGGGAAGAUGGAAUUGAAGUUGAUGGGAUUCACGACAUGGUGUCCAUUCCGGAAUUUUUGAUGCUAUGUUCACUGGGGGCCGUGUUGGUGACAAUACAUUGGAUCUUAAGUGUGUCAUUCUUCAUUGCUCUGUUCACUACUCCUCUAAAGCACUAUCUCGUGUUGAUGUUGAGAUCAAUGAGCGGACUAACUUAUCGGAGUGGAAACCCAUUGGGAUCCUGGGAGAACGCGUGUGUCCCUGACGUGCAAAAUCGAUUUUCCAGCAUGCCAGACGGAGUCUACCGAAUCAAGUCCAAAGGAGUUGCCAUUGAUCGUCAACGGGGUGUUUGAGUUGUAAGACGAGGAGUUUUUCACACCCUCUACCAUGUAACGCGUGGUGGUCUGGUGUACUGGCGAGGGCAGGCAGUUCAACCACACUCUGGUAGUGUGACUGAAGAUGUUAUCUCUUAUGGUGGACCGUGGAAUCUGCCAAAGCCUGAACUUGUCAACGAAAUUGACGUCCUGGCUUGUCUACCGGACGGCACUGUGGAAUAUCAUAAAUAUGAGCCCAGCACCAUCACCAUAGAUGGCACUCCCACAAUGUUCGUGACAAAAGAUUUUGGCUUCGGAUCUUCAGGAUCCCCCUUCUAUUUGGAGGGCGAGCCGGUCGGACUUUAUGGGUAUGGCUUUCAAUAUAAUGGAAAAUACCAUUCCAUAGUCACGACCUAUGAGCAAGAUCCGAGCCAGGUUCAUCUUCCAGGCAUUGAUCUAACGAGCACGGUACAAAGAACAUUCAUCGAUUGGCACCCUGGCAAGGGAAAGACACGGAAAUACAUUGUUGAAGAGACACUGAAAAACGUGGAGCUCAAGCGGCACACCCUCAUUUUGACCCCCACCCGAGUUGUUAUGGAGGAAGUAAGAAAGGCCUUCGGUGAAACGGAAUUCAAGAUAGGAACAAAUGUUGCCUACUGCAAGAACAAUGCUGUGACGAUCGCCUGCCAUGCAACGUUUAUGGAUUUUGUUAAGAGUAGAGGUGUUGGCCAAAUUAAGGUCCACACCAUCAUGAUGGACGAAUGCCACUUUUUGGACCCGAUGUCAAUAGCGGCCCGGGGAGUGAUGGAUUACUUAAAUAUACCAUCCAAUGCUGGGAUAAAUGUUGUCUAUCUCUCCGCGACGCCACCCGGACAGGCUCCAUCAGUUGGCUCGAAUUAUACGAUUCGGGAGUACGCGGCCCCUAGCACUCGAAAACUCAGUUCUGAGUGGUUUGAGAGCAUUGUCCGACAGCAUGGAGCUGGAAAGACGAUAGCGUUCGUCCCAUCCCAGGACCAGUCGGAACGGUUUGCGGACUCAUCCGCGGGAGCCGUUUCUCUGCAUCGGGACAAUUUUGAAGAGAAUUAUGCGAAGGCCCUUGACCCUGAGACAAAAAUCAUCUAUUCGACGGAAAUUUCUGAGAUGGGAGCCAAUUACAACGUUGACCUCGUGAUUGACUUGAGAACAGCUGUGAAACCAGUCAUACAAAGUGAGGAUGAGGUCAUCUUGCGAAAGCAGCCCAUCACAACAUCAUCUAUGGUGCAGCGACGAGGGCGAACUGGGCAAAAUGCCCCAGGUACAUAUGUUUAUCCAGUUGACGCUGCUACCAAGGAGGAUCCAUAUGACUGGGUUUGUUGGCUGGAAGCACAAAUGGUGUUAGACCAGCUAAGCAGGAUGUGGAGGACGGAGGCGCAUGCCUCGCAGCCGAGUGGAGCGGUUUUCCGCGGCCUCGCGGUGGAGGUGAGGAAGGGCUACCUCGAGGAUCACAUCGUGAACUUCCUAGGUUUAAUGCUGUGUCUCCAGGUGAUUUCAAACGCCCGGCCACGCUAACGGCCAUUGGCCUACUGGGUGUUAUCCUGGUUGGCUUUUGCUGUUUUUGGAUUGCCGUCGGUCUUCUCAUGCGUUGGCUUUGGUUCGGACUAACUUUUCGGAGUGGAAACCCAUUGGGAUCCUGGGAGAACGCGUGUGUCCCUGACGUGCAAAAUCGAUUUUCCAGCAUGCCAGACGGAGUCUACCGAAUCAAGUCCAAAGGAGUUGCCAUUGAUCGUCAACGGGGUGUUGGGGUUGUAAGACGAGGAGUUUUUCACACCCUCUACCAUGUAACGCGUGGUGGUCUUGUGUACUGGCGAGGGCAGGCAGUUCAACCACACUCUGGUAGUGUGACUGAAGAUGUCAUCUCUUAUGGUGGACCGUGGAAUCUGCCAAAGCCUGAACUUGUCAACGAAAUUGACGUCCUGGCUUGUCUACCGGACGGCACUGUGGAAUAUCAUAAAUAUGAGCCCAGCACCAUCACCAUAGAUGGCACUCCCACAAUGUUCGUGACAAAAGAUUUUGGCUUCGGAUCUUCAGGAUCUCCCUUCUAUUUGGAGGGCGAGCCGGUCGGACUUUAUGGGUAUGGCUUUCAAUAUAAUGGAAAAUACCAUUCCAUAGUCACGACCUAUGAGCAAGAUCCGAACCAGGUUCAUCUUCCAGGCAUUGAUCUAACGAGCACGGCACAAAGAACAUUCAUCGAUUGGCACCCUGGCAAGGGAAAGACACGGAAAUACAUUGUUGAAGAGACACUGAAAAACGUGGAGCUCAAGCGGCGCACCCUUAUUUUGACCCCCACCCGAGUUGUUAUGGAGGAAGUAAGAAAGGCCUUCGGUGAAACGGA